This is a messenger RNA of Hylaeus anthracinus, 2227 nucleotides long. RefSeq names its product CLIP domain-containing serine protease B4-like. The coding region runs from base 333 to 1469 and encodes 378 amino acids. Gene Ontology annotation, biological process: proteolysis. NCBI's taxonomy places the organism in Eukaryota, Metazoa, Arthropoda, Insecta, Hymenoptera, Colletidae. Gene Ontology annotation, molecular function: serine-type endopeptidase activity. The transcript is spliced from 5 exons. The record is from RefSeq and is a predicted model, not a curated record.
GGACCAGGAGAGUGGGGGAUCCUGUUCCCGUAGCCUGUUCCAGGAAGAAGGUGCAAGAAUUUCCUGGGCCUCAGUGCAUCGGAGAUUAUCGUGCGAGUUCGUCCACCGCGAAUCCAACGAAUGGACGCUUCUCUUGGUUGCUAUUUUCAAAUAUUACGCGUGACCAUAACCGCGACACUCGUUUUUCAAAUGUCCAUCAAGGAAACGUCUGCGUGAAUAAUAAUCGAGAGUGACACCAUCGUACGACUGAACAUCGUUCAACCAUGGCGGGAGAACAGGACUAGUUUUUUAAAUUUAUUUCGAAAGAGAGAAGAACUCGUUUGCGAGCAGACAUGAUUCGUCGAGGCCUUUUAUUUGUAAUCGCGGUCCUGCACGGGGCUGUUGCUCAGGAUAGUUGUAUCUCGCCUCGAAACAUACCGGGUCGAUGCAUCAAUGUGCACAGCUGUCAGCGAGUGAUAAACAUUCUACAACAGCAAAAGCCUCUGUCGAGCGAGAUUGUGCUGUACUUGAAAAGCUUGCAAUGCGGCACCGAAGGCAACAGUCCCAAAGUGUGCUGCGAGCAGCAACAGACACCAGCAGCCCCUACGCCCACGAUACAGAGCCCGAUACCGUCACCACCCGACGUCUCGAAUCAUCCUAAUCUACGACUACUGAACGAGGACAUAUGUGGACCAGCAACGGUGCCAAAACUGAUUGGCGGCGAGAGGACUGGCGUGUUGGAUUUUCCGUGGAUGGCGUUGGUCGCCUACGACACGGGCAAUGGGAUUCCCGAAUUUCGGUGCGGAGGAACGGUAAUCAACAAACGAUACGUGAUGACCGCUGCUCAUUGCGUCACGUCGUUGCCCAGAGGUGUGAGAGUGGUCGGAGUACGCCUAGGAGAGCACGACCUGGACUCGGAACGAGACUGCGACAGAGAUGAGACUGGCAGAGAGAUCGUUUGUGCCGAUCCACCCCAAAAUAUCGAUUUGGAAAGCGUCCACACACAUCCGGGAUUUUCCGUAUCACAGAUGCGGAAUGACAUUGCUCUGCUUCGAUUGAAUAGAAAUGCUGAUUUCGCACCGUUAAACGUGCGACCAAUCUGCAUGCCGCUCGGAACAGCUGCACUCUUCAACCAAAAAAAGGUGACAGUGACGGGUUGGGGUGUGACGGAACUAAAGGUGCCCAGUCAGUCGUUGCUGAAAGUCAAGUUGGAUGUAGUUAACAGCACGGAAUGCGAGCGAGCAAUCAAGGGAAAGACACGCAUUUGGCAUAAACACAUAUGCGCGGGUGGUCGCAGAGGUAUGAAUUCGUGUGGUGGCGAUAGCGGUGGACCUCUUCAGAGUCCGAACUUCUACAAUAAUAAGGUGAAGUAUAUUCAGUACGGAAUAGUCAGCGUUGGGUUUAAGAGAUGCGACACCGAGGGAGUCCCUGGAAUUUACACCAAUGUUGUAUAUUACAUGGACUGGAUCCUGGACACUAUUAGGCCGUAAGAGAACAUUUUGAAUUUCACGGUACAGAAUAAUAGAAACAUUCCAUCUCGAAACAUUUGGAUUCCACUAACGUUAUUUGAUGCUGGCGCCAGUAAAAUUAGCCUCGGUAAUAUCAACUGAAUUUACGUUUACCGAAUUUUUAUUAACGCCAGUAAAGUUAGCGAUAAUAGAAUCAAUUCAAUUUACGUUUUCGACAUUUUUAUUGGCGCCAGUAAAAAUUCUAUACGAGCCACUUUGCACGUUGACAGCAAUUAAGUGUGCAAGUGAACAACUCAAGUACUGUUGCAUCCCUUAAUCCUGUGAUUUUCCUCCUCAAUUUUCCAUAUUUUUUUUUUUUUUUUAAAUUGUAGUCCUUUAAGUAUUUUCUAUUAAUUCACAAGCCUUCAAAAUGUAGUGCAAUCUUCAUGUGAAACGUUUCUCGAUUACUCUUGUAAUUCAAGAGUUGUACAGACACAAAUAAAUCGAGUGACUCUGGCACAAAGGGGUAGUCUCUCUCUCCCUCUCUCUCCUCCCUCUCCCCCAGACGAAAAGUCAUAGCAGCAAAAUAUAAUACUCAGGGUCCACCGAUUCCCGCAAAGUUUCGUCGAAAUCGGGGUCUGACACUUCUCCAUUUGCGAGUUUCCAAUCGGGAAUAUGUUACGGUACCCGCGUAUACGAAUUUUCAAUGUUACAGGGGAAUUAUCUGUCUUAAAAAAAAUAUAUACAGGGUGUCCCAGCGUCGGUGGUACAACCGAGACGAGGGUGAUUCUACAUAAAAA